Messenger RNA from Acytostelium subglobosum LB1, 573 nucleotides. RefSeq lists its product as hypothetical. The annotation marks the transcript as partial. Lineage: Eukaryota; Evosea; Eumycetozoa; Acytosteliales; Acytosteliaceae. The transcript has a single exon. The record is from RefSeq and is a predicted model, not a curated record.
AUACAUAAAUAUAUAAUGGCCUCAGCUAGAUAUACAAAGAGAUUGCAAAAGGAGUUAUUAGAUCUUCAGACAAAUCCUCCAGGCGGAAUAAGCGUAGAGGAAGCAAACAACUUUGAACGAUGGGUCAUCAAUAUACUUGGUUCACCAGGUACUAUCUAUAGUGGCGAGGUCUUUAGACUACAGUUUAGAUUCAACUCUAGCUAUCCACUCGAGUCACCAGAGGUCGUGUUCAUAGGUUUGGCACCAGUACAUCCUCAUAUAUAUAGCAAUGGUCACAUAUGUUUAUCAAUUCGUAUGUUUAAGUUGUUCCCCUUUCAACAAAGAAUCUUCGUGUCCACAUGUGUACUAACACCCAAUCAUUCGAUUCGAAUACAUAUACCAGUGUAUGAUAGCUGGAGUCCAGCUCUGACAGUUUCAUCAGUUUGUUUAAGUAUACUUAGUAUGCUAAGCAGUUGCACAGAGAAGACUCGUCCUCAUGACGAUGCUGGCUACGUUUCGAAAACAAUAGGAAAGAGUCCAAAGAACACAAGGUAUCUAUCAGCCGGUCAUGAAUGUCAACCAAAGAUCCUCAAC